UUUGAACAUAUGUGCACCCAAUUUUUUCUUCUUAUUUCAACCUUAAUCUCUCUCAUGCUUGCAAAAGGCCUAAGAAAACUCUUAAGGCCAGUGCAGCUGAAAUCCCCAUCACAACCAGCAUGUGGCUCUUUGGUUUUUCCCCCACAAAGCCUAGAAACCUUUGGAUAAUUGGUGCAAUUCUGCUGGUCAUCCUCCUCACUAUCAUCUUAAAGAAGUGGGCUAUCUAUCUAGAGGCCCAAGCACACAAAUGUUCCAUGGAAAAAGCCCAGAGAAACUGUGAGAAUUACCUGCAAAUUUCCAAUCUAUGCUGCACGGGUGUGAUAAGGACUUAUGCGCUUGAGGAGUUGAAAAUGGCGACCACGGAUUUCAGAAUUCGAAUCGGGGUUGGAGCCACUUCAUUUGUGUAUCUGGCGGAGCUUGGCGAUGGAAGGUUAGGUGCUGUGAAGCGCGUAAUGGAGGAGAGAGGUGGGAGCAAGAAGAUGUUCUUGGAUGAAGUCUCGGUUCUUCUCAGGAUUUCUCACCCUAAUUUGGUGGGAUUGAUGGGGUUCUGCCUAGAGAAAGGAGAACAACUUCUACUACUAGAGUAUGUCCCCAACAAGAGCCUCUUUGAUAGAAUGCACACAUUCCGUGGCCAAUCUGAGGGCAUACUCUCAUGGUCCAACCGCUUGAACAUUGCCCUAGACAUCGCUCGUGCUCUCGACUACCUUCACUCCCAAGCCGACCCUCCUAUCAUACACAGAGAUGUCAAGUCCUCCAACAUUCUCUUGAUCGACAACGAUCACGCCAAACUAGCAGACUUUGGGCUAUGCAAAUUGGGGUACAAUGAUAGGUAUGGCUCACAAUCUCCCACCAUUGUCAAGGGCUCCUUCGGCUAUGUCGACACUAAUUACCUUAAGACUGGCCAUGUCUCAUCAAAGAGCGAUGUAUAUAGCUUUGGGGUCCUACUUCUUGAGCUAAUAACCGGGCUCAGAUCGAUACAAGACUCUACGACGCUUGCAGAAUGGACUGAGGAGGCCCGGAAGAAUGAUUCCAUAGAGGUUUUGGUUGGAUUGUUGGAUCCCAAACUCAAUGGGGAUGUCAAUGUAGAGCAGCUUCGGGUGUUGAUGGAGGUGGCCAACUCGGCUUUACUUGAAAAGUCAGAAGCUAGACCAGACAUGAGAGACAUUGUAGAUAGGAUUUUGGGAUGCAUGGAACUUCAUCAACUUCAAUCUGAGUUGCCAGUUUAAUUCUGUUGAUUUUAUACUCUUCCAUUUGUGCUGUUAAUGCCAUUUUUUUUUUUUCCUUUCUCAUUGAUAUGAUCAGUUUGAUCAUUUUCAUUAAUACAAUGUGAAGCAUACAUCUUUCAAAAUAAAAAAGGAAAUAAUAGUUACGUACCUUGUGCUUUGCCUUUUAA
Messenger RNA from Vitis vinifera (wine grape), 1393 nucleotides. RefSeq names its product probable receptor-like protein kinase At1g49730. The record is from RefSeq and is a predicted model, not a curated record. NCBI's taxonomy places the organism in Eukaryota, Viridiplantae, Streptophyta, Magnoliopsida, Vitales, Vitaceae. Bases 120 to 1226 code for a protein of 368 amino acids. Gene Ontology annotation, molecular function: ATP binding; protein kinase activity. The transcript has 2 exons. Gene Ontology annotation, biological process: protein phosphorylation.